CACCGACUGACCGUGUAACUGCAAAAGCAAAUUAUAUCUGCCGUCUGCAACUACUGCAAGUUUCUAAGGAAUCUCAGCCUCGGAUCAAACUAAACGUCAAACCAGAGAAUACAGAACGACACCACUUCGCUAUAAUUCAAUAAUUCUUUGGUCAAACAAAUUGGACAGAAAAAUAAUAAAAACAUUGGUCGUACUACGUCGUUUACAGCAAAUUAGAAUCGGAAACUCAAGUUAUUAAUAUUAUUUUUGACUAAACGAGUAUAUCCUAAGAAGAAAUCUUGCACAUGCGCUACUUUUUCAUUACGUCAACUAAUUUUUGAUUAGGUUAUGGAUAAAAAAUUACUUUUUUGAGCAAACAAACUCUGAAGAUUGAAGAAUGUAUAAAUAAAUAUUCAAUGAAAAAGUGUAACGUUUUAAAAAAUCACUAUGUAUUCAAUAAAAACUCCGAAAUACCGUAUUGAUGAGUCAGACUUGAAAUGUAAAAAUGGAUGUGAUUAUUAUGGAAAUGUUGCUUGGAAUGGAUAUUGCAGUGUUUGUCAUAGAUUACAACAAAAAGCUUUACAAGAAGAACGUGAGCGAGCUUUGCAACAAACUCGCGAAAGUGAAAAUCUGAGUCAUGUAGAAAGUCAACAUCGUUAUCAAGAUAAAAAUAAGUCAAAAUUAACUGCAUUUAGUAGACUGAGAAAGCUACCAACAAGAGGUCAACAGAUAUUGAGAGAGUUGUAUAAUAGUAGUACUACAGAGCUCCAAAAGAUUGAAUCAGACAAUCAUGAUUUAAUUUCAAUGUUUAAUAAAACUAUAGUAGGUAGAGAUGUUUUUAAAAAGAUCAAUUAUUUUGUCAAUGAAAUUGUAGAAUGUAAAGAUGGUAAAAAAAUCGAGAAAUUAUCUGAUGUUACUCAAAAUUUUUAUCAAAAUUUUUCUAAACGAAUGGAAGAAAGUUCUAUAUACAAAGAUGUGCCUAGUGACAUUAGAGAAAGACUUCUUGACUAUGUUGAAAGGUAUACAAUGACAUUACUGUAUAGAUUUCUGUUUUGUCCUCCAUACACUAAUGACGAAGAAAAAGAUUUAGAUAUUCAAAAAAGGAUAAGACAAUUAAACUGGGUAAGUGGUAAAAAUUUAGAAUGUAAAAUACAAGAAACUAGUGUUGAAGUCAGAGAACUUGUUUAUACAUCCAUGAUGGAUUUGUUGAACAUGGAUGCUGCUAAAGCUCCUCAAGAAAAACUGGCAUGUAUAGUCCAUUGCUGUAGCAAUAUAUUUCUUUUGUUGCAACAAUCUGUUGGUGGUCCAGCAUCUGCAGAUGAGUUUUUACCAGCUUUGAUCUUUAUUGUUCUCAAAGCAAAUCCAGCUAGGUUGAAAAGUAACAUAAACUUCAUAACAAGGUUUUGUAAUGCUAGUCGACUUAUGACAGGUGAAGGUGGAUAUUACUUUACAAAUCUAUGUUGUGCUGUAUCAUUCAUUGAAAGUCUAACUGCAGAAUCUUUAAACAUGACUGAAAGCGAUUUUAACGCAUAUAUGUCUGGUGAAAGAGUACCUGCUAAUACAUGGGAGUCUGCACUUAUGAUCUGUGAAAAUCUGCAUAUGAUCUGUGAAAACAUCACAACUCUCCAAGAAUUAAAAAUAGAAAAUGAAAAUAUUUUAAUGCAAGCCAAUGAAAUGAAGCAAGAUAUAAAACAGUUCAGAGAAAAAAUAGAAGCUAGUGUUAUUGCAGCUAUUGAAAAAUCUUCUCUCAUUAUUAAAAAGAAUCAAAAGGUUCCUACAAAUUUAGAUUGUGAUAACGAAGAGUGUCCUGAAUUGCCUUCUCCAAUUACACCAAAGAUUUAUACUCAGGAACCUGAAAAUCAAAAUCAACCACUUGAUGACUCUUUGACAAAUCAACAGAACUUGAAAAUCGGUUCAAACAAAGAUUAUUCAACCCCUUCUCCAACUUUUGAUUUUCCAUUAUUUGGAAUGGAUAUCGGAAAAGGAGACGAUGAUACAAGUUUAAUUAGUUUAGACCCUCAUAGUGAUAGCACAAGUAAUGACUUUCAGGUACCUGAAAAAAGUACACCUAAUAGUUUAUUAGACGAUAUUCAGUACAGUAAUGAAAAUCUCCCAUCUCCUUUGAAACCCACAACUUCACUUCAAGAAGAUUAUCACGGUUUUGCCAUUCAAGGCUCAACUAUCCCAACAAUUCCGUGCAACACAGGAGACUCGUCCUAUAACUCUUCAGAAUUAUAUUCAGAAAAUUUUUCUAGCAGUUCAUAGAAAAACAGCUAACGAUUUUUCAAAGUUUAAUCAAAUAAAUUCAUUCAAAAUUUUAACUGAAAACUGAAUAUUCACUCAUUAAAGCACUUCAGAAUUCUAACAACUGUUUAACAAUUAUUUUCAGAAUAUUCGUUUGAUAGUAGGCAAAAUCACUUUCAAUAAUUAGAAAUUUUAAAAACGAUGUAUUGUAUUAUUUAUUUGUAGCAUAUAUACAUUAUUAACUGUUUAUUAUAAAAGAUCUGUACAUAACAAAUAUAAUGGACUGUAAAAAGAUUUUUUUUAUAAUUAUAUCUUUAA
Phymastichus coffea is the source of this 2541-nucleotide messenger RNA. It is a transcript of the gene Rabex-5, whose product is annotated as rab5 GDP/GTP exchange factor. Bases 427 to 2244 code for a protein of 605 amino acids. Gene Ontology annotation, molecular function: guanyl-nucleotide exchange factor activity; DNA binding; small GTPase binding. The transcript is spliced from 7 exons. Gene Ontology annotation, cellular component: endocytic vesicle; cytosol. Lineage: Eukaryota; Metazoa; Arthropoda; Insecta; Hymenoptera; Eulophidae. Gene Ontology annotation, biological process: vesicle-mediated transport. The record is from RefSeq and is a predicted model, not a curated record.